Molecule: messenger RNA, 847 nt
Organism: Triticum urartu
Lineage: Eukaryota; Viridiplantae; Streptophyta; Magnoliopsida; Poales; Poaceae
Biological process (GO): protein ubiquitination
Molecular function (GO): transferase activity
Source: RefSeq, a predicted model, not a curated record
CCAUGUUGGCGAGGCUCAUGGCGCGGCUCCGCGGCGGCGAGCACGGCGGGCGCCGCGCCUGCUACGGCAUCGCGGCGACAUGCGCGUGGCUGCUUCUUCUGCGUGCUCGCCGUCGCCCUCCGCAGCGUCUGGAAGGCCUUCGCGUUCGCCAGCCUCGCGCUGGCGGCCUUCGGCGCCGUCGACCACUUCGCGCCCGACAUCUGGUGCGCCGGUGCGCCAGGCGACGGCGAAGGCGCGCCGGAGCGAGACCAGUCCACGGCGCCGGCUUCGGCUCGACGGUUCGGGCUUGGGCGUGCCGCGAUCGACGCCCUGCCCACGUUCGCGUACGGCGCCGACGGUGGCGACGUCGACGUGGACCUUGAGUCGGGGGGCGACACCGCGUGCUCGGUGUGCCUGGAGGACCUGCGGGCCGGCGAGACGGUGCGGCGGCUCCCGGCGUGCAGGCACGUGUUCCACGUGGAGUGCAUCGACAUGUGGCUGCACUCGCGCCGUAGCUGCCCUCUCUGCCGGUGCGACCUCUCGCCGCCGCGGAAGGUUGUUACCAAAGCGCCGGCGGUGGAGAGUGGAACGCCUGCUGAUGACGCUUUGCCUGCGGUGGUCGCGGCGACGGUAGCAGAGACGGAGCCGCCGGCUGAUGAUCAUGAUGCUUCGCCGCCGGUGGUGACAACAGAGACGAAACCACCUGCUGGUGCUUUGCCGACGGUGUAGAUCCUCUGUUUAAGAAUUUUUUUAGGCUAGAAAAUGACUUUUUUUUAUGCACGUCACCCAUACACACAGUAGGAUCGUCGCUCUUUCGUGUUGUAAAUCUUGUGCAUUCCUCUGUAUUCCGCCUGUAUAUACAUGCUAA